AUGUUCGCGGCGUUCUCUGCCCUGCCCGGCGGCGGAGCAGCAGCCUUGCCAGUCUACGUGCCCAAGGACGCCGAGGGGUGCAAGAAGUACGACUCUGCCGACGGGCACGUUGCCGUGGUGCGGCGGGGGACGUGCACCUUCGUGGAGAAGGCCGUGCUGGCCGAGAGUGCGGGCGCCGCGGCCCUGAUCGUCGUGGACGAGGGCGACGAGGUCUUCCAGAUGGGCGGGGGCAACACCACCGAGAGCAUCCAGGCGGCUCUGGAGGUCGGUAUCUACGUGGUCAUGGUCGACAGGGAGAAGGGGGACCAGCUCCUGCACGCGGCGAAGCUUGGCGACGCCACCGUGUCUUUCUCCGUGUACGCGCCGGGGCACAUGUCCGAGGUCAUCAUCAUUCUCCUGGGCACCGCGCUGGUAGCCGCGGGCGCAUUCUUCUCCACCGCCGACCUGCGCGUCAACUCGCCCAUCUCGCCUCAGCGCGAGGAGGUCGUCGAGGUGGGCAACGAGAUGGCCGUCGGCUUCUGCGUGUUCGGUAGCUGCGUGCUGAUGUUGCUCUUCUUCCUGAUGCAUUGGCUGAUAUACGUUGUCAUCUUUGGCUUCUGCGUCGGCGGCGUGUCCACGCUCACCGAGCUGGGCAGCUCCGUGCUGCAGUACCGCUGCCCCUCCUUCAAGGAGCAGUUCUGCACCGUCCCGUACCUCGAGGAGUCCUUCAAGAGGGCCGACAUCAUCGCGUUCGUGCCGGCUUUGUCGUUGGUCAUCAGCUGGGUGAUCACUCGCAAUGGGGAUCUGGGCUGGAUCUUCCAGGACAUCAUCGCGGCGGCCUUCCUGUGCUGGGUGCAGCGGACCCUGCGCCUGCCCAACAUGAAGAUCGCCUCCCUCCUGCUCGGGAUGAUGUUCUUCUUCGACAUAUUCUGGGUCUUCGUGUCCCCCCUGAUCUUCCAGGAGAGCGUCAUGAUUCGCGUGGCGAAGGGCGGCGACACCGGCGAAGCGGUGCCGAUGCUGCUGAGGAUCCCCUCGUUCGGUGACCCCCUCGGGGGCUACCGCAUGCUCGGGUUCGGAGACAUCGUGCUGCCAGGCCUGCUCGUCUCGUACUACCGGCGCCACGACGUGCUCAGCAAGCGGGGCGUCUGCCAGGGCUACUUCCUGCCCGGGCUCGUCGGCUACUUCGUGGGCCUCUGCUGCACCAUGCGAGGAAUCCUGUUCAUGGCGUUUUGUUGCCCCUCGGCCGUCGUGGCCCUGGUGGUGAUGCGGCUGGGGCAGCCGGCCCUGCUCUACCUGGUGCCGGGCACCCUCGGCACGGGCUUCGUCGCCGCGCUCCUGCGCGGCGAGCUGCCGCAGCUGUGGGAGGGCGCCCCCAUCCG
Prorocentrum cordatum is the source of this 1358-nucleotide messenger RNA. The record is from the annotation of a GenBank genome assembly. Lineage: Eukaryota; Dinophyceae; Prorocentrales; Prorocentraceae.